This is a messenger RNA of Argiope bruennichi, 1494 nucleotides long. RefSeq lists its product as uncharacterized. The transcript has 4 exons. The coding region runs from base 56 to 718 and encodes 220 amino acids. The record is from RefSeq and is a predicted model, not a curated record. NCBI's taxonomy places the organism in Eukaryota, Metazoa, Arthropoda, Arachnida, Araneae, Araneidae.
UUCGGCGCUAACGUUAAAACAGGACCAGUUGCGUUGAGAAAAUUUCGAACCGAAAAUGAGCAAGUUUCUAGUUCUGUUUGUCAUCAUCACCGUUCUAUCGGCAGCGGCUUCCAUCAAAGAGUGGAAGAAUUUUGAAAAUGGAAAAGUUUACAGUCACAAAAUGCCCACUGAAAAAACUGAGACUCAGAAUCAUGGAGCUCGUAAAGCCCCAGUAGUUGAAGAACGUUUGCUGCACAGCCAUCACAGAGAAAAAAAGAUGAAAACUAGUUCACUUCAAGCAGCUGAUGCUAAACCAUACCGAAGUAAAAAUCCAGAAAGACAUCACAAGAAAAGCAUUGAAGAAGAAAUGCAUCUGAGACCCUUGAAUGAGCGCCACCAUAAAUUCCCAAAUCCUGCAUUAUUGGAUAAGACUGAUGAUGGUAAUCCACCUGAUCCAAAAAUCACCAAACAAGCACUUCUAAAUCAAGCUAAACAUGGAAGAGUGAAUAAUCGUAGAAGGCUACAUGGAAGAAGGCUAAAACGGAAUAGAUCUGAUCAGAAAAAUCUUGUACUCUUGGAUAAUAACUCAGAUAUCAGCACUGGAAAACCAAAAUUAAGCAAGGUCAAACUUACCACUAAGGAACCGAAUAAGGUCUUAGAUUUGAAAGAUGCUCAAAACAUGCAAAAUCCAUCAAUUCAAAAAAAUGAAUUUCCGCCAAAAUUAUCCGCAUAUUGGUAACAAAUUACAUUUAAAAGCCAAAUUUAGAAAAUUCCACAAGAAUAUUAUUAUGACAAAAAUUAUCAAAAUAAGUUUUUUUAUAAGUUUUUGGAAGAAAAAAAAAAGUUCAAACUAUAGAAUUAUAACUAAAUAUUCUUUCCAGAAAUAUCUAACUAAAAAUAAGGAUCAAAUAUAAAUUCUGGAAUAAAAAUUAAUUAUAAGAUCCUAAAAGUUAACUUUAAUUACACAAUUAUUAAAUUAUUAAAAAUAUUAAAUUAUACAAUUAUUAAAAAUAUUAUGCAUGUUUUUCAAUAUUAAACACUAAAACGAAAAAAAAAUUCGUUGAAAUUACAUGAAAUUCAAUAAUUAAUGAAUCUUAAAAAAUAAUUCAAAUAAUAUGGACAUAAAUAAGUCCAAAUAAUGUAUCAUCAUAUAAAUCAUUUGUGAAAUUCUGUGGCAGCUCAGUAGGAGUAUAGAGGAAUGUACAUCAAAAUAACUAAAUGUUUUCUAUGUUGUGAUGUAAAUAUUAUUACUGUAAAAAUAUUUUGUCCAUCUUUCCAUGAGCUAUUAUUAAUUUAGCAGUUUCGAUCAUAAAUAUAAGUGUUGUAUUUGUACCAUUUGGAAGUGCAAUGUAUCUGAUAAACAUACCUAUUGUGAAAAUCAACCAGCAUGUUUAGCAUAAGAAUUUUCUUUGCAUUUUGUAUACCUAACUGAUAAAUAUAAUUUGCAAAGCUUCAAGCAGUGUGAAUGACCCUAUUUCAUGUAAUUUAUCUGAUUCAAUAUGAUUUUGAAGGAAA